Molecule: messenger RNA, 210 nt
Organism: Neurospora tetrasperma FGSC 2508
Lineage: Eukaryota; Fungi; Ascomycota; Sordariomycetes; Sordariales; Sordariaceae
Exons: 2
Source: RefSeq, a predicted model, not a curated record
CUCCUGGCCAUGUGGCUGGACGAUAGUGCCCUUGCUGGAUCAGAUGACCGGGGGAUUUUGUUUAAGUCGAUCGCGGCGGAAGAACUAAAGCCAGGCCAGGUAAGCACUGGACAAGGCCCUGGUGGAUCGUUAUCAAGCCUUGUGGUUGAGACGGGUCGAGAGAGCUAUUGCCGCUGUCUGGUAACUGCAUCACGAUCACGGAUGGUGUGA